Messenger RNA from Hevea brasiliensis (rubber tree), 1174 nucleotides. RefSeq lists its product as uncharacterized. The transcript is spliced from 10 exons. NCBI's taxonomy places the organism in Eukaryota, Viridiplantae, Streptophyta, Magnoliopsida, Malpighiales, Euphorbiaceae. Gene Ontology annotation, biological process: maturation of SSU-rRNA from tricistronic rRNA transcript (SSU-rRNA, 5.8S rRNA, LSU-rRNA). Gene Ontology annotation, cellular component: nucleolus; 90S preribosome. The record is from RefSeq and is a predicted model, not a curated record. The coding region runs from base 180 to 935 and encodes 251 amino acids.
UACUUUACCAUUCAAUAUCUUCCUUUCUCUUACCUGCUAAACCUCCGUCCACCCCAUCUAAACAAACGCUCAGGGUCGACCAAUUUGGGAAUUGGAUACUUUAACCUAAAACCCUCUCUGUUUCGCAGUCUUGGAUUCAUCCUUAUAUCACAAAGCUUCGAUUUACAGUGAAGGUCGAAAUGAAAAAAUCCGAUAAAGAAAUUGCCGUUUCAAGCAAUACCCAGUUUGUGGAAAGCGAAGAAGAUAUUGAAUCAUCGUCUUCUUCUUCAGAGGAAGAUGAGAGCGAUAUAGAGAGAGAAAUCGCAGAUGCUACGUUUGAGGAGCUGCAAAAGGUAAGGUCUGAUGGGUCUUGUUCAGUUUAUCGAAAGCCCAAGCAAGAUAAAAAGUCUGGGAGAGCUAACAAAAAUAGGCCAAUGGAGGCUAGUUGCAAGAAGCCCGUGAGUCGGUUUCGAGAGGUUGUUCAAGCUCCUAAAAAGGUGGUACGUGAUCCCCGCUUUGAGUCUUUGUGUGGUAAUCUUGAUGUUGAGGGGUUUAGGAAAAGGUACAAUUUUCUAUUUGAGAACAACCUUCCUGCUGAAAGAGAGGAAUUGAAGAAGCAAUUGAAGAAAUCCAAUGAUCCAAAAGUUAUUGAUCAAUUGAAGAACCGUAUAUCUUGGAUUGAUAAACAAUUAAAGUUUGAGUCGACAAAACAUAUUGAUGCAGCGAUACUGGCUGAGCACAAGAAGAAAGAGAGAGAAGCAGCAAAGCAAGGGAAAAAGCCCUUCUAUAUGAAGAAAUCUGAAAUACGGAAGCAAAGGCUAAUUAAGGAAUUCACCAAACUUAAGGAAUCUGGCAAGCUUGAAUCUUUCAUCGAGAAACGGAGGAGGAAGAAUGCUUCAAAGGACCACAGAUACAUGCCAUACCGCAGGCCCAGCAAUACCGAGCAACAAGGCUAAAGAAUUUGCAAAUAUUUGGUUGUUGGAAAGAUGUACAAUUUUUGUUCGUCAAAGUUAAAUCUUUGUCAUAUGAGAGUAAAUUUAUGAUGAUUGAGUGCAUGAUGCAUCUGGGUUUGAUGGUGCUUUUCUUUUCAGAGUUCUGGAGUAGCUAAUACAUUCCAUUUCAACCAAUGAAUUUUCUUUUGAGAGUUGCUGAUCAACAGAAAAAAAUAAAAAAGGGAAACAAUAUUUUGUAGGAA